AUGACUCUCCCAGAUCAGAGUAAUUUAGUAAGAUGGGGUAAAAGUACCGAAAAAACUUGCUAUAUCUGUGGAAAGGCAGUUGGAACUGCUAAGCAUCUGCUGGUGGGAUGUAAGGUACUCCUGGACAGCGGUCAAUACUCGCGUCGUCACGAUAGGGUUUUAGAAAUCAUACGUGAAUCGGUUAGUCUUUCGGUAGCCAGAGCGCAAAAGGAAAUAACCACAAACGAACGAUCAGUAGGUUUUGUGAGAGAAGGCACUAGGGCUACAAAAUCAAACGUCAAGCCUUACUCCAUCCUUAAAGCGGCGUCGGAUUGGACUAUAAUGAUGGACACGUAUGAAAAGCAAUAUAAAAUCCCCGAGGAUAUUUGUGCGUCGGCCUCCAGACCGGAUAUAUUUUUGUUUUCGCGAAUUUUAAAGCGCGUAGUGAUGAUAGAGCUUACGGUCCCUUGGGAAACCAACAUCCCCAAAGACCAUACCAUCAAGGUCAACAAAUAUUACGAGCUCACAAACGAACUCACUCGAAAUAGGUUCGUAGUAGAUUUGUACGCAGUAGAGGUGGGAGCGAGAGGUAUAACAGCGAAAUCUCUCUACAACCUACUAAAGGACUUGGGCUUGUCCAGAACUCACAUUAAUGCAUUCUUGGAACGUAUAUCGAAGGCAGCCCUAGUAGGUUCUUUUCAAAUUUGGUUAGGUAGAGAGAGGAGCUUGGACAGUGGAGGUGAGCGUAUAACGCGCAAACUAAGGAGUUCUCAAAGUUUAAUGAUGACUUCAAGCUAUGAGGAGUUUCCGACCAGGGAUGUUGGACCCUCAAGUCAAUGUGGUCAGGAACUAAUCUUCAAAGAUGUUCUCAUUGCUGGGUCUCAUAGAAACCUGGUUGGUUGUGGCAGAGGGAGAGGAAGACUUGCCAAUUACAGCAAUAACAGCUAUGACUUAAAACCUUUCUCAAGAUAA
This is a messenger RNA of Danaus chrysippus (African queen), 951 nucleotides long. NCBI's taxonomy places the organism in Eukaryota, Metazoa, Arthropoda, Insecta, Lepidoptera, Nymphalidae. The record is from the annotation of a GenBank genome assembly.